CGCCUGCGCAAGUCAUUUGGCGCCAAGAUGGCGAUGGAGAUGAGGCUUCCCGUUGCUCGCAAACCUCUUAGCGAAAGCCUGGGCCGCGAAAGUAAGAAACACUUGGUGGUGCCGGGAGACACGAUCACCACGGACACAGGCUUCAUGCGGGGCCAUGGAACUUACAUGGGGGAAGAGAAACUCAUUGCAUCUGUGGCUGGCUCUGUGGAGAGAGUAAACAAGUUGAUCUGUGUGAAAGCUUUGAAAACCAGGUACAAUGGUGAAGUAGGAGACAUUGUAGUGGGGCGAAUCACAGAGGUUCAACAGAAGCGGUGGAAGGUGGAGACCAACUCUAGGCUGGAUUCAGUCUUGCUUCUCUCAUCCAUGAACCUUCCUGGAGGAGAGCUGAGGAGAAGAUCUGCAGAAGAUGAGCUGGCAAUGAGAGGUUUCUUGCAGGAAGGAGACCUUAUCAGUGCCGAGGUGCAGGCCGUGUUCUCUGACGGAGCUGUCUCCCUGCACACGAGGAGCCUAAAGUACGGAAAGCUAGGUCAGGGUGUUUUGGUCCAGGUUUCACCCUCCCUGGUGAAACGGCAGAAGACUCACUUCCAUGACUUGCCUUGUGGCGCCUCAGUGAUUCUGGGGAACAACGGCUUUAUCUGGGUCUACCCUACCCCUGAGCACAAGGAGGAGGAUGCAGGGGGCUUCAUUGCAAACCUGGAGCCUGUCUCCCUUGCUGAUCGAGAGGUGAUCUCCCGGCUUCGGAACUGUAUUGUGUCGCUCGUAACUCAGAGGAUGAUGCUGUAUGACACCAGCAUCCUGUAUUGCUAUGAGGCGUCUCUUCCACAUCAGAUUAAAGACAUCUUAAAGCCUGAAAUAAUGGAGGAAAUUGUGAUGGAAACUCGCCAGAGACUUUUAGAACAGGAGGGCUAAGGAGAAGCAUCUGAAGAGCAGGACUGCGUGUUCCUGUCUGGAGCAGUUCUUGAAAGUGAACACCCUGAUCUGUGGUCCCAGAUGUGUGGCUCAGCAAAGCCCUAGGACUGGGAGUCUCGUCACUGGACCUACGUCAGGCUGCCUCCAGCCCACAGACCAGCUUUCUUAUGUUCGAAGGCAAAGCCUGGGAGAGGUGAAUCGCACCGCUGGCCCCUGGUGCUGCCUGCAGAUCCUGGCACUACGGGUGGUUUGGGGUCUUUAAAAGCACGCAAUGUUCCAGCUGAGUGGACUCCUAUCCUGUAAUACGGAGAAUCUUUUGUCUUCUCUCCAUCAAUUCACAAGGCACAAUGCCCCGUGAAAUUGCCCCUAUCAAAACAUGGCCUCCCUGACCCCCAAAUUAUCUGCUUUGGCUUCUGUUCCCACCUCCUCUACAGCACAAGUACAACAUGGAAGAAUAUAGUUGGUAAAGGUAACCCGGCAGUCAAAUGGAAGAAUAAAGUCAACCAAGCAGCCUUCUGUUUGGCUGGAAUCUUA
Hipposideros armiger (great roundleaf bat) is the source of this 1443-nucleotide messenger RNA. RefSeq names its product exosome component 2 (gene EXOSC2). Gene Ontology annotation, biological process: CUT catabolic process; TRAMP-dependent tRNA surveillance pathway; U4 snRNA 3'-end processing. Lineage: Eukaryota; Metazoa; Chordata; Mammalia; Chiroptera; Hipposideridae. Gene Ontology annotation, molecular function: RNA binding. The transcript has 9 exons. The record is from RefSeq and is a predicted model, not a curated record. Gene Ontology annotation, cellular component: cytoplasmic exosome (RNase complex); nuclear exosome (RNase complex). The coding region runs from base 28 to 909 and encodes 293 amino acids.